This is a messenger RNA of Halteromyces radiatus, 2463 nucleotides long. RefSeq names its product aconitate hydratase. Lineage: Eukaryota; Fungi; Mucoromycota; Mucoromycetes; Mucorales; Cunninghamellaceae. The coding region runs from base 1 to 2463 and encodes 820 amino acids. The transcript is spliced from 8 exons. The record is from RefSeq and is a predicted model, not a curated record. Gene Ontology annotation, cellular component: mitochondrion; cytosol. Gene Ontology annotation, biological process: tricarboxylic acid cycle. Gene Ontology annotation, molecular function: 4 iron, 4 sulfur cluster binding; aconitate hydratase activity.
AUGUUACCACGUACUUUCAAGACAACAUUACCCGUGUUAUUAUCUCGUCAACAUGUACGUUUUUACUCAAAAGUAACCAUAUCUAAUUAUGAUUCAAAACUUAUUGAUUAUGUUCAUAUGGAAAAAACAAUUGAUAUAACAAGAAAAAGACUUGGUCGUUCUCUUACUUUGACUGAAAAACUUCUUUAUGGACAUCAACAAUAUAAUACAGAUAAUAAAGAAUAUUUAAAAGUUCUUCCUGAUAGAGUAGCGUGUCAAGAUGCUACUGCUCCUAUGACUUUACUUCAAUUCAUGAAUACUGGUCUAUCUCAAGUGGCAAUACCAACAACUGUUCAUUGUGAUCAUCAAGUAGAAACACAAUAUCACAAUCGAAAUCGUCCUUUAGCUGAUCUUGGUCAUGCUCAAUCUUUAUUACAUCAUGAAGUGGAUACAUUUUUACAAUCAGCUUGUGAAACCUAUGGUAUUCGUCUUUGGCGUCCUGGAAGUGGUAUCCUUCAUCAAAUGGUACUUGAAAAGUAUGCUUAUCCUGGUGCUUUAAUCAUUGGAACUGAUACUCGUAUGUCUCAUGCUGGUGGUUUGGCUACUUUAGCUUUUCCUGUAGGUGGUGCAGAAGCUUUGGAUGCUAUGAUUGGUUUACCUUGGGAACUCAAAUAUCCUCGUAUACUUGGUGUUCAUUUGAAAGGUUCUUUAUCUUCAUGGGCUAAUCCAAAAGAUGUCAUUCUCAAGAUCAGUACACUUUUGGAUAAUAAAGGAGUAGACAAGAAUACCAUUAUUGAGUAUAUGGGAAAUGGAAUAGAUACCUUAUCAUGUACAGGAAUGGCCACUAUUUGUAAUAUGGGAACUGAGAUUGGUGCAAUGUCUUCAGUAUUUCCUUUUAACGACAACAUGGAUGCCUAUUUACGAGCUACCUCAAGAAACAAUAUAGCUGAUCUUGCUCAAACCAUUCGUCCUCAGUUACUUGAAGCAGAUGAACAUGCUAUAUACGAUCAUAUCAUCGAUCUAGAUUUGACAACAUUGGAACCUCAUAUCUAUGGACCUUUUAUGCCAGAUAUUGCUACUCCUAUAUCCAAAUUUAAACAUAUCACCAAACAACAUCAAGAAGAAUGGUCUAUGAAUAUUAGUGCCGCUCAUAUUGGUUCAUGUACAAACUCAUCUUAUCAAGAUUUAGCUCGCUCAGCUUCUUUGGUUCAACAAGCAUUAGAAAGAGGUUUAUCAUUCAAGUCCCCGGUCUCUGUGACGCCUGGAUCUACACAAAUUCGUGCUACCCUUGAUCGUGAUGGUGCCACAAAAUCAUUCAAAGAUGCUGGUGCUUCUCUUCUUGCUAAUGCCUGUGGACCUUGUAUUGACUGGAAUGAAGAUAGACCUCAACAUGUUGCCAUUGAAUUCGAUCAUCCUGAUCAUCAUCAUCAUCAUCAAGUUCAUGAUCCUGUUUCUAUUAUAUCCUCUUAUAAUCAAAAUUCAACUGGAAGAUUGAAUGGAAGACCCAAUACACAUCACUUUAUUACAUCACCUGAAAUUGUGACGGCAAUGGCAGUGGCAAAUAGUUUACAAUUUAACCCCUUGACUGAUUCACUGAUUGGCAAAGAUGGUAAACCUUUCAAAUUUCGUGCACCUCAUGACGCUAGCAAAGACGGGAUUCCAACACAUGGUUUUGUGAAGAAUGAUGAUGAAGAAAGAGCAAGGUUUUAUCAAGCACCAUUGGAAAACAACAACAAAAAGAAAAUCGAUCCUAAUACUUUGAUUCCGCCACAGUCAACAAGGUUACAGAAACUCUUACCAUUUACACCUAGUUUUCGAAUAAACGACAAUACGCCAUUUGUUAUUCCUAUCUUAUUCAAAUCAAAGGGUGUAUGCACAGCAGAACAUAUAUCCAUGACAGGACCUUGGUUGAAAUAUCGUGCUCAUUUGGACAAUCUUUCUAAUAAUCUUUUGAUUGGCGCCAUCAAUGCUGAAAAUGGGAAACAAAAUUGGAUCAAAAAUAGAUUGACUGGACAAUAUGAUGGGAUCUCUCAAACAGCUCGACAUUACAAACAACACGGUAUUCCUUGGGUGUUGAUUGCGGAUGAAAACUAUGGUCAUGGCUCAGCAAGUGAACAUGGUGCUUUGGAAUCAAGGUAUUUAAACGGUGUGGCUAUCAUAGCAAAGUCGUUUGCACCUGUCCACGAAAUCAAUCUCAAAAAACAAGGCAUUCUUCCUCUACAAUUCACUUCUCCUUCGGAUUAUGACAAAGUUGAUGGACAUGCAUCUGUUAGUAUUGAUAUACGACAAUUGACUCCUGGAAAACCUUUACAAGUAAAAGUGAUACAACCUUCAUCCGUUGGAGAUACAACUAUAGUAUUGGAUUUGGUACAUUCUCUCAAUCAUGAACAUAUUGAAUGGUUCAAGGCAGGAUCAGCACUCAAUUAUAUUAAAUCCAGAAUACAAACUCAAACUGAAUCAGAGGAGACUGUACAAAAGGCGUGA